Messenger RNA from Paramuricea clavata, 636 nucleotides. The record is from the annotation of a GenBank genome assembly. NCBI's taxonomy places the organism in Eukaryota, Metazoa, Cnidaria, Anthozoa, Malacalcyonacea, Plexauridae.
UAUGGCGGAAAGGUGGUUAAGAAGAUUAGAAUUACUGGACAAUGUCGCAAGAAACAACAGAGACAGGAGGAGACCAUAUAUUUUUGUGAAAAUGCUGAACUAUUUAGAAAUCGAAAAGGAUACUUCUCGAUAAAUGUUCAAGCUGUUUGCGGGCCAAAUUUAGACAUUCUAAACAUUGUCGCACGUUGGCCAGGUAGCGUACAUGAUGCCAGAAUAUUCGACAAUAGUCGCAUAUGUGCACAGUUCGAACGUGGUGAUAUCCAGGGUAUAUUACUUGGUGAUAACGGUUAUCCAUGCCGCCAAUACCUAAUGACGCCAGUAAUUGAUCCGCAAACCCGACCGCAGCGCAGAUAUAAUGUAGCACAAAUACGUACACGAAACACAGUGGAAAGGAUGUUUGGCGUAUGGAAAAGGCUGUUUCCAUGCCUUUCAACGACCCUUCGCACAAAAUUGCAAACGUCUCUAACUAUAAUUGUUGCUACAGCAGUGUUGUACAACUUCAUAAGAAGGCGAAAUGAUCCUAUAGAUGAACCAGAACAUAUUCUGGCCGAUGAGGAAGAAGAUGACAUGCAUGUUGGAGAUCGACGUUUGGGAAAUGCAGUACUACAAGCCCUGAUAAUGCAACAUUUUACGUAA